Molecule: messenger RNA, 2963 nt
Organism: Mercurialis annua (annual mercury)
Lineage: Eukaryota; Viridiplantae; Streptophyta; Magnoliopsida; Malpighiales; Euphorbiaceae
Product: arginine decarboxylase
Exons: 1
Coding region: 509-2686 (725 amino acids)
Biological process (GO): L-arginine catabolic process; spermidine biosynthetic process
Molecular function (GO): arginine decarboxylase activity
Source: RefSeq, a predicted model, not a curated record
UGCAAUUCUCGCCAACUUCCACCUUCGUUGCACUCUUCUCUAAACUCAUUUCUCCAAUCUGAAACCCUAAUUCAUUUCCCAUCUCUUCAUUUUCCGUCACUUUCUCGAGAAAACUCUCUCUCUUCUUCCCUUUCUCCCCCUUUACCCGAAAUUCAGAUCUGCAUGGUGCUGGGUUUCUCCAGGGCAUAAUUUUCAGACCUCCUUCAAAUUCCUUCAGAUUUAGUCGCGGUUUUCCCAAUAUUACAGCUCUUCUGAAUCGGGAUUAGAGAGAAUAGCAGGGUUAGAAAAGAGUCGGAUACGAACCCAUAUCAAUAGAUUCAAAUCUGCUUCUUUUGAGGGGGUAGCCGGGGCCUCGGCCUCGGCGGGUUCUAACGCCCCCAUCCAUUACAAACUCAUUACAAAAACCCAUUCAAAAUCUUUCAAUUCUAACCAAUUAUACAAAAUUCUUUCGUUUCGUUUGUAGCCUAACUUUUCCGACCGGGAAGAAUCCAGAGGUAAAAUAGGAAAGAUGCCUGCCCUAGCUUGUUGCGUAGACGCUGCCCACGCGCCUCCUGGCUACGCUUUAAUUAACCCUUGCGCGGACAGCUCUUCCUCCUCCCUUCUUCCGUCGCCGGUCAAUUUUUCCGGCGUACCUCAGCCGCCAACCACUGCCGCCAACAAUUGGUCGCCGACCCUCUCCUCCGCUCUUUACAAUCUCGACGGAUGGGGCGCUCCUUAUUUUUCCGUCAACUCUUCCGGCAACAUUUCCGUUCAGCCCUACGGUACUGAAACCCUUGCUCACCAGGAUAUCGAUCUAAUGAAAAUUGUUAAGAAAGCUUCAGAUCCGAAAUCCAUGGGCGGACUCGGGUUGCAACUGCCCCUUAUUAUUCGAUUACCCGAUAUUCUCAAGAAUCGGCUUGAGUCGCUUCAGUCAGCCUUCAAUUUCGCUGUUCAAUCUCAGGGCUAUGAGGCUCAUUACCAAGGUGUUUAUCCAGUAAAAUGUAACCAAGACCGGUUUGUUGUCGAAGAUAUUGUUCGGUUUGGUUCUCCUUUCCGAUUCGGCCUUGAAGCUGGGUCGAAACCGGAGCUUCUCCUAGCUAUGAGCUGUUUGUGCAAAGGAAACCCGGAUGCUUUUCUGGUUUGUAACGGGUUUAAAGACAGUGAGUACAUUUCUCUAGCUUUAUUAGCUCGUAAACUCGCUUUGAAUACUGUAAUUGUGCUUGAACAAGAAGAAGAGAUUGAUUUAGUCAUUGGGUUAAGCAAAAAAAUGUCCAUUCGGCCUGUGGUGGGAGUUCGUGCUAAGCUUAGAACAAGGCACUCGGGUCAUUUCGGGUCUACUUCCGGUGAGAAAGGGAAAUUUGGGUUAACCACGAUCCAGAUUUUACGGGUUGUGAAGAAACUUAAUGAAGCUGGAAUGGCCGAUUGCCUUCAGUUGCUGCAUUUUCAUAUCGGAUCGCAAAUUCCUUCGACAUCAUUACUCGCUGAUGGUGUUAGUGAGGCUGCUCAAAUCUAUUGUGAGUUAGUCCGUCUCGGUGCAAAUAUGCAAGUUAUUGAUAUUGGAGGUGGAUUGGGUAUCGAUUAUGAUGGAUCAAAAUCAGGUAACUCGGAUCUUUCUGUUGCUUAUGGGCUUGAAGAGUAUGCUUUAUCUGUUGUUCAGGCUGUUAAGUUUGUUUGUGACCGUAAGAGCAUUAAACAUCCGGUGAUUUGUAGUGAGAGUGGACGUGCUAUUGUUUCUCAUCAUUCUAUUUUGGUAUUUGAGGCUGUGUCUGCUAGUCCCGUGUCUAGUGCUGCGUCUUCGAUGACUUCAGCCGGGUUUCAGUAUCUUAUGGAUGGACUUACGGAGGAUGCAAUUUCCGAUUAUCGGAAUUUAACAGCUGCAGCUAUGAGGGGUGAGUAUGAUACUUGCCUUCUUUAUGCUGAUCAAAUGAAACAAAGAUGCGUUGAUCAGUUUAAAGAAGGUACCAUUGGUAUGGAACAGUUAGCUGCUGUUGAUGGGUUAUGUGAACUAGUUGGUAAAGCUAUAGGUUUAUCUGAGCCCACUCGUACUUACCAUGUUAAUCUGUCGGUUUUCACUUCAAUUCCUGAUUUCUGGGGGAUUGGGCAGUUGUUUCCGAUUGUCCCAAUUCAUCGAUUAGAUGAGAGGCCAGCGGUGAGAGCAAUUUUGUCUGAUUUAACAUGUGACAGUGAUGGGAAGGUCGAUAAGUUCAUAGGCGGAGAGUCUAGCUUGCCUCUGCAUGAAAUCGAAGGCGGUGGGGGUUACUACUUGGGGAUGUUUUUGGGCGGGGCUUAUGAGGAGGCGCUCGGUGGUGUUCACAACUUGUUUGGUGGCCCCAGCGUUGUGCGGGUUUCGCAGAGUGAUGGACCGCAUAGCUUUGCUGUGACUCGCGCUGUUCUGGGCCCGUCAUGUAGUGAUGUCCUCCGGGUUAUGCAGCACGAGCCUGAGCUCAUGUUCCAGACCCUCAAGCAUCGGGCCGAAGAACUAUGCCACCACGAUGAAGACAGCGACGAUGGAGAUAGCAGUGAUCACGGAAUGGGGAAUGAGGCUUUAACGAGCAGCCUUGCUCAAUCCUUUCACAAUAUGCCUUAUCUGGCGUCUGCUUCGUGUUCAUUGACUGCUUUAAACACUGGUGGUUUCUACUACUGCAAUGAGGAUGCUGCAGAUUCUGCUACCGCCGAUGAAGAGCAGUGGUCCUAUUGCUGUGCUUGAGUGUUUGGUUGGUUGGUUUGUGGUAGAGGUGGUCCGAUUUUAACUUUUGUUUUUAAUUUCCUUAAUGUUGAUUCUGAAUUUCCAUUUAAAUAUUUCUUAUGUCAGAGCAAAAGAUGCAAUCUUUUUGCAUUUUGUGGUAGGAAGAGGGGAUGGGUAAACCGAAUAAAUCCCCUUUUAGUACAUUCGGGAUCGAUCUUAUUCCCUCUUUUUCCUAUUCUCUUUUAGUAUUAUCUCCUUUUUCAAGAAUUUUUAGUUGAAUAGUCAUUUUCUUAUUUAA